GUAAGACCCGGGGAAAGAAGCCAAUCACUAGGAACGCCAAGGCGGCGCAGACCAUCUGCUCGCGAGGGUAGCGGAUUAUCGGAUGACGCUACUACAUCGGGUGAACGUCAACGAACUUCCUCGGAACCACCUCAAGGCGGAAACAGGCGACGCCGGCAGGGAAGUGAACCGGAUCCAGACGGUGAGUCGCGAGAAAGAGGAACGCCAUCACAUCCGGCACGAACACACCGGGGAAGGGAAUCGGGACGAACGGGUACUCCGGGUGCCGAUGACCGAGCGACCAGGAACGGGGACGCUGGAGGAAGCAUGGAACCUGGCGCCACGGGGAACAGAAGCGAGCACCCUCGUUCCAGUACCAGAUGCGGAGUGUGCUCGGGUGAGGGUGCACGGGUGCGGGGACCAACACUCUCGGAGGGACAGCCUGGAGGCGGCGGUUCAAGCUGACCCGGGGCUGCAGCUACGAGCUGAAAGACUGAUAAGGGGGUUAAACGACGAACCCCACGGAGCACGUCCGCUGUACAUCUGGAACCAAGACAGUCCGGGAAUAGGGCCUGCUUUGGACGAUGUCAGCAUGGAUGAUCUCUCACUCAGGUUCCAGACGGUGAAGAAAGUUCAACCUAGGUUUGCUUCCGACCAUGCCCGUCUCCAAACUCACGUGCUCCACCUUGUUAACAAGCAGCUAGCAGAAGGCGGCGGAGCUUCCUCGGCGACCGGGACCCCACUUUCCACUAUCCGGGUCAUCAAACUUUGGUACCUCCUACCAGGUAUUCUGCACUCCUUUGAUGGUCGGAUAGCUCGAAAAAACGGCUACAACUCGCUCAAAAGAGGGGAUAUAUCGUCCGUUCUUCCUUGGCUGAUUGAGUAUACCAAGGCGGCGAGUGCAAGGAGCAGGGGACCGGCACGGGAAGACACACCCGACGACAAGUUCAAAAGGGCGGCGAGGGCGUGCCGGCACUCUGGAGGCGUGAAGGACGCAGCAAGAGCGCUCCUAGCCGAUCAACCGUCACCGGGGAACGACGAGACAUGGGCACGUCUGAAAGCCAAAUUUCCGCAUGAGGAUCCCGUACAAGUGGAGCAGGCCAUCGCCGAAGCCAUAGCUGCAAGCCGCACCGAGGAGGAGGAAGGAAGCGCCCCGAGAUGGAGGCCAGAAACCGAGUUCGAUCCACAAGUACUCCUUCAAGUCAUCAACAGCAGAAGCUCUAACUCUGGAGCAGGAAAUGACGGGCAACGUUUCUCCCACCUUAAGUCCAUCGUCAACACUAAAAUUGGUCGGGAAGAGUUCAGCAACGCGAUGUCGUCCCUUUGGAGGAGGCUCAUCAACGAUCCCAACGCGUUCCCACCGGAGUUCUGGACUCUUUGGAAACAAUCCAGUCUAAUCGCCCUCGGUGAAAAGUGCCGUCCAGUGUGCAUUGGAAUGACUUGGAGAAGGCUGAUUGCAGCGGGAACGGUCAGGGAGUGGAAACCGAAACUGGAAGAAAUAUUUCGGGAAGCGGACCAAUUCGGAGUGGCGGUAGCUGGAGGAGUUGAACAAGUUGCGAUGGACGCACAACUGGUUCAUCAGACAGGUCAUUGGGUAGUCCAGACGGAUUGCUCAAAUGCCUUCAACACGGGCAAGCGCACCGCCAUAAUGGCCCAGGCCGCAAAGAGCGUCCCAGAUCUCGUGGGGUACAUCGCCAGGUGUUACGACGAAAUCCCGGCAAAGGCGAUAUACACGAUGGACUCCGGAGAGCGUCGGACGAUCGAGUGCAAGAGCGGUGUGCAGCAAGGAGAUGGAAUGGGACCGCCCCUGUUCUGCUUCAUCCUAGUCCCGAUCGUCUUGAAGCUUAGAGCCAAGUACGACCACCUCGGGGUAUGCUUGAAAGCUUAUAUGGACGACAUCAGCCUGCACUUCAAAAAUAUCACAGCGGAAAAUAUCCAGGUGAUACCGGACCUCGUCGACGAACUAGAAGCUGUGGGCAUCAUCGUCAACAGGGGGAAGAGCUCAGCGCUUCCCCCACCAGGGCACGACGUGACGCCAGCAGAAAGGAGGCUACUUGGCGAUGCAGGCCUACCGAUUGCGGAGGAGGGCAUCACAGUUGUGGGAGUCCCCAUUGGGACGGAUGCCUACGUCGAGGAUAUCGCAAUGAAAGUGAUAACUGAAGGGGGUGCAGACAAGCUUGCUCGCAUGCUGGUGCGCAUGCCAGACAAACAGGUGGCUCACCUCGUCACAUCACAAUCGCUGACACAGCGAUCCGGAUAUAUCGAGAGAGGCAUCAAUCAUAAGCUAGUGAAAGGGGCUUGUAAACGCCUGGACAAUAUGGUGAUGUGGGUCCUAGAGGCAACGAUGGGGCUCAGAGAUACCGAAGUCGAAGAAGAGUUCUUCCAAGACGACUGCCAGCCUGACCGCUUCAAGUUAAAGCCCUAUCAACAAGCCCAGGCGCGCCUGUCGACAGGAGCCGGAGGACUAGGAUUACCAGCAGCCGUUAUGCGAAGGUUCUCAGCUUCUCUGGGCAACCUAGUCGGCACCCUUCCUGCGGUUAUAGCCGCGUUACGGGGUCCAUUGGGAGAGUCGGUGAGAGUUCGGAUACCGGGAACCGUGUUGGUGGAGCGGAUGGGGGACGCUAUCAAAGAACUCAACCAGGAGCAUGGAAUAUCGGUGGAGAUUCUGAAGGGGAUCCUUCCCCCGUCAUGGGUUGAGUGGGCCUUAGAACCGACAGGAGAAACCGGAAGGCGUCAGCCCACCGUUGCAGAACUGGCAGCACACGAUGGGGAAUCUACUACGCCGAGGAAAGCCCAGCACAAACUGGGCAAGGCGAUUAACAAGAUACAACUUGAAAAGUUCAUGGAGUCUCUGGAGCACCUCCCCCAGGAGGCGGUACCACCCACGCGGGACAACCCCUACGGAGGUCAAGAGGCCAGGAACAUGGCAUACGCACGAACGAGAAGCUCGCAAGGGCAAGGGGGGCACGCGUUCCUGAGAGCGGCUCCCACCGACCGAGCUCGAGAGAUUCCAUCGAACGAAUUCGUCUACGCGACGAGACGCGCCUUGGGAGUUGAAGAAUUCUUGGCGGAAAGAUGUCCCAGGUGCCACAGAGGCAGGGAAGGCGAGAUCAUCACAACGGUGCACGCAAGGACCUGUCGAAGGGAUGGAGCACAGGUCAACAUGCACGAGCCGUUAAAAUACGCACUAUCGAGAGCACUCAACGGCCUUCGCGUCAAACACGACGUUGAAAGCGGGGCACCGUUCACGGGGGAAAGAAACCUGAGCAUGGACAUCGUCAUCAGGCCAGGAGCCCUCACGAACGCAUCUUCUCCGGGGUACCGCAACAAAGGAAUACUCCUCGAUGUCACACACGCAGACCCGCAAGCACAGGUACACUUGCGGAACGGCAGCGCGACCAGCGAUGGAAUCGCAGCCCAAGCAUCCGAGGCGCGAAAGCGUCAGCACUACGCUCGUCCGGGACACGUGUCCUUUGACGAACGCAGCUUUAAACUUACCACCUUAGCCGUGGAAAGCUUUGGCCGCCUUGGAGAGGAGGGUUACGAGUUCAUCGAUGAACUUGCGACACAUGCCGUGGGAGGAAGGGACGGAGGAACGAUGGCUCUGAAAGGAGUCUUCAAGGAACGACUUCUUCAGAUCGUUUCGGUGGCUACACAGGUGGCCAUAUCUCGGCGAGUGCAGAGGUACAAGCUCGCAUUGCGCGGGCGUCAAGACGCCGAAAACAGGCGAACAAGAUCGACCUCGGACCAGUCAACGCCAAUGAUAUGGGGAUGGAGUGUAGACGCAUCGUAGAACGCGUUUUCGUUUGAAGUUGGCGUCUUGUUUGAGAGUAGAUGUGACAGAUUUGCGUAGAAUAGGGUAAGAUGUUAUCAUGAACGGAGAUGAAAGGGCUUUUCCAACACGGAGAUGUAGCAUGGAUCAAAGCAUUUGUUGUAUUUCAGCUUUUACAAGAGGACAUCAACGCAGUAGUAUUUUAGCAAGCUUACGAACGCAUAUAGGAUACCAUGAGGAUUGUCAUUGGUUUUAUUUCAAGUUGAAGAGGAGAUAUUUUUACGAUGUAAGUGACAGUAGAAAUAAGUCCUACAUACGUUGUUGUACUUCGUAUUGGUUUAAUAUUCGUGUAGAGUAUGAGACAUUAAGUGAAAGUUUUCUGAGGUACAUCUGCAAUUGUCGGAAGGCACAAAUAUAUAUAGUAAUAUAAAUAUGGAACAUAUUUAUUUUGAGUUAGACAUAUUUAUUUUGAGUUAUUUAUUUUGAGUUAAGCCGUCGUUCUUAGGAUCGCUCCUGACAGUCUCGCCAGAAGAACCCACCGCAAGGAAAAAAAAUACCUUCAGACCUUCAGAUUUAAGAGCCGAGGGAGGCUUGGUUUGUGGAAAAAUUUGCACAAUUUUUCGAUUUAGGAAUUUUCUUCGAAGUAUCACAUCAAACGCACCACCGCACGCACACACUGCAGUCUGCUGAGAACAUGUCAGCGCGGCCAAGAGAAAGCCAGCGCCCAGCGAAAGGCCUUGGAGUUGGCGCGCCACCAACACAAAAACAGGGACGCUGCACGGUCAACAAGUUGGGUUUGUUUCCGGCUGGCUUGAGGUCAGUAAUACCCCCGUCACAUUGAGGCAAGGGGGAGGAAAAGCGAACGAACCUAGCGGUGGUGGCAACGCCGCCAGCAUUGACGAAGAGAAGACAGGAGGAAGAGCACGUAGUGGCCUCCUGGUGAAGGCGGGCGCGUCCAUCAGCGCGCAAGAGUAUUUUCUGUGGUGUCUACUAGAAAGAAGAGCGGUAGACUCGGAUGUGCCUCCCGGUCCCAGACCCCCCGUCUCUCUCCCGCACGCUUGAAACGCGACAUAGCACUUCGUUCAGAGGCUGUCGUUGGCCAGUGUACAGUAAUCACUUCCUGUCUCCGUACUGGUGUGGUGUGGAUUCGUGUGCUGGGGUUGAGGGAGCGACGCAGACACGGACACGCGCACCCACGCACGCACGCACACUCAACAGCAGCAGCAGUGAGAGCCCCUUGUCAUCAAGCAAGGUGCACAGCUAGCUGUCACGCAGCGCACCACGACAAGGAACAGAACCUGCGGACAGGGAAGUUCGUGGGAGGACUGUUGACCCACAGCC
Messenger RNA from Ectocarpus sp. CCAP 1310/34, 5092 nucleotides. The record is from the annotation of a GenBank genome assembly. Lineage: Eukaryota; Phaeophyceae; Ectocarpales; Ectocarpaceae.